Messenger RNA from Megalobrama amblycephala (Wuchang bream), 3032 nucleotides. RefSeq lists its product as uncharacterized. The record is from RefSeq and is a predicted model, not a curated record. Bases 908 to 2014 code for a protein of 368 amino acids. The transcript is spliced from 5 exons. NCBI's taxonomy places the organism in Eukaryota, Metazoa, Chordata, Actinopteri, Cypriniformes, Xenocyprididae.
CACCUUAGACUUAUAUUACAUCUUGUAAAAAAACAUUCGAUGGCACCUUUAAAACUGGUUAAUGGUCCAAAAUUCAGUACUACAUAGUACACUUUUUGCUAGACAAAGAGCAGGAGAAAUACCAAGCGAGUGUUUCAGAGCCACCAAAAUAUAUGAAAAGAGUGAGUGCUGAUCUCACAGAGUAAGAUGCAGCCUGCAGAAAUGACAUGCAUGGUUGAUGUUCCCACUGGAUCUACCUACUGUAGCCAGAGCUCAAUAAAGUCACUUAGCCAUUUACAAAGCCCAUAUUUACAAAAUCUAGAUUCUGUACAGAGUACAGUGAGAAGUGUCUGGUUCCCACAGUAAAGUUCAGUCAUAGUAAAGCUCUUAUACAGGGAUGAAUGAGUGCUGAAGGUGUGAGGGAGUUGAGGGAGUUCAUUUUUACAAAAGAAAUCGCAGUUUUAUGAUUAAUUGUAUCAUUACCAUACUUGGAAGGCCUUUUUGUGAAAGUAUGAUUAUUUUCCAUGUAAUUGUGCAAUUAUUUAAAAACUAAUCAGUAUUAUUUGCAUGCUUUUUGUAAUGGUUAUUUUAGCUAUGUGUAAUUGAAAUGUAAACUAACCAUUCUCGUUGUUUAAGUUUGUCAGAUACACAUUGUGAUUGUUGAAAAUGAUCAACUAUUCUUUCCAAGAGGCACUUAUUUGUAACAAUCCUAUUGCGUCUGUUCCUUUUUUUAAUAAUUUAUAUUUUGCUGUUCUUAUUUUAGAUGGCAAAUAAUUGUCCAUGGUGGAAUUGAUGGCUACAGCAGGAAAGUUAUGUAUCUCCAAGCAAAUGGCAACAACAAGGCCUCAACAGUGCUUCGGUGUUUUUUGGAGGCUGUACAGACUCAUGGGCUGCCUGUUCGUGUCCAAAGUGACUAGAAAAAAGGAGCAUGAUCACGGGCAGAAGUGUACACAAUCAAAGAAUUGAGCGACUAUGGCAUGACAUCUGGUGCUCAGUUCUCAGCAACUAUUAUGCAGCUUUCCAUCAUCUUGAGGAUACCGGCUUUCUUGAUCCCAACGAUGACCUGCACAUUGCGUGUCCUCAAUUUGUCAUGAUUCCCAGAAUAAAUGCGCACCUUGAUAUUUUCAGGAGCACAUGGGACCGACACCGUCUUUCUUCACAAGGCCAGAAAUCUCCUCAGCAUCUCUGGAUUUCUGGACAAAUUUCAAGUGCAGACACAUUGUGUGAUCAGAGCAGAACUGGAGCGAUUACAAGUUCUGAAAUGGACAACAAAACAGAGCAUCGUCAUCAUACAUCCCGACUCAAUCUCAUUGCCAGAUUCCCCAUGCAAAUUUCCUUACCUUUAAUCACCUGCAAAACCAUCCAUCAACAGACAUUCUCACACAGACACCCUCACAAUCUAAUCCUUUAUCAUACAUCCCAACACUACUGCAGACUUCGAUUCCAACAGAACCACCUACACACACCCCCCACGUCACACAACAUUGCAGCACUAGCUACUGUAACACCUCUGUCUUCAGCAACAUUCAUGCCAUUAAUGCGCACCUCCAACCCAGCGAGAGAUUUUGGUUCCAUCUGGCCUUGGCUUAAAAAAGGUGGUUUUGGUGUGUGUAUGACAGGCACAUUUGAGGAAUUUAACAAUAACCAGAUAAUUAAUGCAUACCCUCUACUCAAAAGUGUCCAUGGCUUCAAAUUAUUGCAUUGCACUCGAAGCCAAAACUUGACCAACAAACCAAUUCCAAAUUCAGGGUCCUCUAUACCCUAUUUGAAAAGCCAGCGUGGCCUAAAUAAAGCCAUGACCUAUAUUGCACCACUGCAAGAGAAUCUUCCAUUGCAAUCUGUUAUUGCAUCAACAGAAGAUACAGAUGUUGUAAAGGAAGUCAGGAGUGCUCUGGAGUUGUUCCCCUUUUUGAACUGGAGAAACACAUUCAACAGUGCAAAUGGUCCAAAGGGCAAGAUCAGCAGACGGAAAUGCACCAGAGUACUUCGUAAGACUUGUUGCAAGAAAGCUGGAACAACGAAUGGUCAUUGCUGAAGUCCUGGCUUCAGACAGAAGCACCCGACACCUGGUUUCAACAUGGCAGGACGUUGACGUCUUAGAAUCUGUGCACGAAGCGUUGAGUCCCUUAUGGAGUUCACAGAUUCCCUUUCUGGGGAGUCAUAUGUGAAGCCUGUUCUCCAGCUGCUGAGAACAAAAUUACUGCCUGUAAAUGAACAGGACACACAGCUAACAAAAGAAUUUAAGGCCAAAAUCAUUGACGAGAAAUAUGCCAACCAGGCCACUGAUGACCUACUCGACGUGGCUACUUUAGCUGACCUGAGAUUCAAAGCUCAGUACAUCAAGCCAGACAAGGUAGAAGCCGUUAAAACACGGGCACUGGCUGAAAUGAUGGAUGAUGACCAAGGCCAACAACCCCAGGCAGAGACUCUGGUUGAAACAGAAGCAGCAGGUGCAGAAGGAGGAGGAGCUGCUGAACCACAACCACCUCCACCGCUGGCCAUGAAGAAGCAACGAAAGUCUUUGGGUAGUUUCUUCAAAAAGCAAAGCCCUAGUGCAGAUGCCUUAUCUCUCACUGAAAGACAAAAAGUACAAAGUGAGCUGGAAAGCUACCUGAUGUCUCCUGGUGUUUCUAUUAAAACCUGACAGAAUAAACCAACUUGUCUUCCUGGCUCACAAUUUAAAAUGAAGCUAUGUGAAUAUUGAUGUUUGGUUGCUGCACUUAAAAGCUGAGCUUUAAUUAUAUUUGAUCUUUUGUUUACAAUUUUAGAGGUUUGUAAUGUUAUUACUUGUUACAGAUGUUGAUCUACCUACCUCAAGUUUGCCUUGAUUGUUCUACGUUUACACUUUUAUAUCGCACACAUUUUAAGUUCAAGAGUUUCUUACUUUUAUAUCUCAAUAUAAGACAUAAAGAAAAUAUUUCUGUUUACAUUUUUUGUUAAAAGUAGUAUAAUUUGUUGUUUGCCUUAAUAAUGUGGAUAAAUAAAAAAGUGGUUGAAUUCAUACUUUUCUACUUGUCUUUAAAAAAAAAAAAAAGGUUAUAAAUAAUGUCAAU